GCCCUUCCGGAAGUCCCCGACGACUCUGUCAGUUUCAUUUCUCAGGGUCCGCUACAGACGCGGGAGUUUGGAUGUGCGUUCACGAUGGCAGCACCUCAGCUUUCUGUCUCCGCUGAUCGGUACUCCUGCUCGGUGUGCCUGGAGGUCUUGAAGGAGCCCGUCACCAUCCCGUGUGGACACAGCUACUGUAUGCGUUGCAUUAAUAACUACUGGGACCAGUCGAAGAGAGAGGGCACCUAUAACUGUCCUCAGUGCAGAAGAACAUUUAACGUGAGACCAGAGAUUAACAGAAACACCGUAUUAACAGAAAUAAUGGAGACACUGAAGGAAGAGCGAGUAGAUGCAAGUCCAUCUCAGAGCUACGCCGGACCGGACGAUGUCCCCUGUGAUGUGUGUCCAGUUAGAAGACGGAGCGCCGUGAAGACCUGCAUGACCUGCAUGAUCUCCUACUGUGAGACUCACCUGCAGCCGCACAAGGAGCAUGGCGCCUACAAACGACACAAACUGGAGGAGCCGACUGGAAACAUCGAAGAGAAACUCUGCGCAAAACACCAGAAACUUCUGGAAAUCUUCUGUAGGACCGACGGGACCUGCGUCUGCUUACUGUGCGUGGUCACCGAUCACAAAAGUCACGACACGGUGACACCUGAAGAGGAAAGAGCAGAGAAACAGAGUCUGUUGAAAAAGAGAGAGGAUGAAAUGAAAAGGAAAGUUAAAGUGAAGGAGAAGACACUGAAGAAGAUGAAGAAGGCCAGAAUGAGGAUUCAGAGCUCUGCAGAGAUAGAAGUGGAGGAACACGAGGAGACCUUCAAGUCUGUGCUUGAGUCCAUUGAGAGACUGAAAUCAGAUGUCGUUGAGAUGAUUAGAGAAUACGAGAGGAUGGAAUUGAGAAAGACGGACAAGAUCAUCGAGGAAGUGGGGAUGGAAAUCAAGGAGAUGAAGAAAAGAACCAUAGAGCUGGCCGAGCUUUUACAGACGGGCGACCACAUCCACUUUCUGAAGAAGUUCCCAUCUUUCUGUGAUCCUCCUGCAAAGGGAGACGUGCCUAGUCUAACUCUUCAUGAGGAUUUUCUUCCUGAGACUCUCCAGACGAACCUGUCUGAUCUGAAGAAGAGUCUGGAGGAGAUCACUGACUGGAAGGUUGUGAGGAGCAGUGGGGCCGGAGCUGGUGAUUCAGGGCCCGUCCUGCAGAAUCUGAGGUGUCGAAGUCACCUUUUAAAAUACUUCCGUGCACUGACCCUGGACCCCAUCACGGCACACAGACGCCUCUGCCUGUCUGAAGGGAACAGGAAGGUGACAUGUCAAGAGACUGAAGGUUCGUGUUCUGAUCACCCCAACAGAUUUGACUACUGGGAGCAAAUCCUGUGCAGAGAGGCGCUGAGUGGGACUUGCUACUACUGGGAGGUCGAGUGCAAUGGUGAUGAGAUUGACAUCGGAGUUGCAUACAAAGGAAUUGGCAGAAAAGGAAAUGAUGAAGAUGGUCACCUAGGAUUCAACGACAAGUCCUGGAGUUUGUACUACUCUGAUUCCGGUUAUACAUUCUGGCAUGAUGGCAUGGAAACUGACAUCACUGCCCCCUACAGUCAAAAAAUAGGUGUGUAUCUUGAUUGUCCUACUGGCUGUUUAUCAUUUUUCGGCAUCUCAGACACAGUGACCCUCCUGUAUAAGCUCAAGACCAUCUUCACUGAGCCACUGUAUCCAGCGUUUGGGUUAGGAUGGCACUCCAGUGUGACAAUCUGCCCCCUGAAGCAACUUAACAAGUGACUGGCGUCAUGUAUAGGCCACUUUGUCUCCUGUCACACAGUUCAUCUUGUUAUUUUGGAUUGAAGAGGAAAACUACGUGAAGUGGGCUGAAGGUCGUUCAUCAUUUCUUUCUCGAAUUUUUACACACAUACACACACACACACACACAUAUCUGCUGGCUGACCUGCCAUUCCUUCUCCCACAGUGACCCUGGACAGCAGAAUACUGUAGAGUCUCCAACCAUCACUGUGAUCACCAUCAAGAAAACAAUGAGGAGAGAUGACUGUGAGCUGAUGUUCAUAUCACUAUGAAACUCCUUCGACCACACUUCAUGUUCAGUACUCUGAAUGGCCACAGAGUGGCACUGUCUUAAUGGUUUACAUUUAAAACUUGUCCUCAAGUAGAACAGCACGGUCAACCAAAAGGACCGGAGAGUUGAGUCGAGUCCCUGCCACCUACAAUAUGAAAUCUUCAUUUGGCUUAUAAAUAUCAAAUAACGUAGGAGACAUGAGAAAUCCAAGCUGACCACUCAACUCUUCUUAAUCUUGUUUAUUUCAUUUCAUCCCAGUCCAUCUGCACAGUGAUGAUCACAGUUGCUAUGCCCAUGUUCUCCCAAUGUCUGUGGAGUUUUCUCCAAGUUCUGCAGUUCCCUCCCAGCUCCCAAAUUCUUGUGUUUUGGGUGAAUUGGCAAUUCAAAGCUGGCACUUUAUGGUGUAUAUGUAUAUAUUGGUCUGCUCAAUGGUGGACUUCCAUUCUGACCCUAUGUCGGUUCCUGCCACCAAAUCAGUCUGAGUCCCCACACCAAACCUGUACUUUGUCUGAGGAACUGAGACUUUCUGUUCACUAACGCAUUUCUCAUUUUGCUCCCUCAUCUUGGCUGACAUGAUGAUGGUGUUGAUGGUCUUUACCUUGGUAGUUCAGCAUAGUGACCUCACUAGGUGAAUGGGUCAACUACAUCCCCUGACCAUAAUGGGUAGAAGGAAAUUCCUCAUCACAACUCUGACAGAGGGGACCUAACCCAAAGUGAUCAGAAACAUUUAUAAAAAUAAAGGAUUAGAUAAACAAGUCUGAAGUGAAGUUCAGUGAAUGACCGAUGGAGUCUUCAAGAAGUUGAACAGACAUCAUGGAGGAGACAAGAGCAUCAAUCAAAUUGUAUAUAGUCUUACAGUGCCUUUUAGUGCAACUUGAUGAAGCAAAGGAAAAAUAAGAAGAACUGAAGAAAGAAAAGAAGCAAAAGAAAAUGAGGAGUCACAGCAUAAAAAGAGGAAGAUGUCCACUACGGAGAGCUCUGCAGUCAAAUUGAAACUGACACAGUGACAGACAGGGGGCGCCACACACUGUAAAUUGAGAGGAGCCUACAAACCCAGGUGAGCUCAAAAGGGUGAAGAGAAUACAGAGCUGUGGAGGGGAUGGUGGACAUUUAAAGGAUCUUCAUUUAGUGUCCAGUCAGGAACAAGAGCAGCGGGAAUGAAGAGCUGAAUGCAUCAAACUGGCGGACUUCACAAAGGUCUUAGUAUAGAAAUGUGAGUUUGAAGAACAAUGUCCAGGAUUUUGAAACACGAAAAAGGGUGUUAUAAUGUGUGUAAUAAAGGCUCACUUGUUACAAGGA
Messenger RNA from Erpetoichthys calabaricus (reedfish), 3352 nucleotides. Its product is annotated as tripartite motif-containing protein 16-like. NCBI's taxonomy places the organism in Eukaryota, Metazoa, Chordata, Cladistia, Polypteriformes, Polypteridae. The record is from RefSeq and is a predicted model, not a curated record. The transcript has 6 exons. Bases 85 to 1764 code for a protein of 559 amino acids. Gene Ontology annotation, molecular function: protein binding; zinc ion binding.